CAUUUAAGGUUAUGUAAACGUCAAAUUACAACAACAAAACUAAAACAUGAAAUUUAAACGCGAACCAGUUUAAAUACUCGCCUUUCUCAUGUAACUUAAUCUGUUAACUUUAACAUAAAAUGGCCAAAGAAGUUAUUGUGAUUUUCGUGUACGAUACAGAGAUAUUACGAAACGAGGAAGAUGAUCCCGCUUCCGCAAUUUUAUACUUCCAUCCCACUUGGGUGUCUGAUCAACAAAGAACUGCUUUGUGUGGCCAAAUCAUUGGAACCACUCGAUGCAUCAAAAGUAUAUUUACUUCCCCACAAAUUGUCUCAUUGCAAAGUGGCAAAUUUUAUCUGAUAGAAAAUGGACGAUAUUUAUUGGUGACUGGCACCGACAGAAACAUAUCAGACUGGUUAUUGGAAUACAGAGCCAAAACUUUGUAUUCCUUAAUAAAUUUUUUCCAUUAUGAUUUUGCAAACUUAGCAGAAAUUUACCCUAACAGGGAAAAUAUGUCAGCAAAAUUGUACACCAUGUUUGAAACUUAUUUAAAGAUGUUGAUAUUUGGUGGAAAUAUAUUCUCACACAUUCCUACUCUUCCAUUGCCAAAGAGUGCCAGCAUUGUAUUUAUAGAAGCAAUACACAUUUUACAAUGUUGUCAAGAACUCAACAAUGUUCUUGGGGGCACAAUGUUAUACCACAACAAGGUUGUUGCAACUCAAUUUAGUGCUGAUCUAACAAAAAGAAUUGUAUUGACGGAUCCAUACAGGAUUAAAUGUCCUGCAGAGCCUGUGGAGGUGAAUUUUGAUUUGCCUUUAGGUGUCCAGCUCUUACAAGUAUAUGUUACAAGCAAUGAAUAUCACAGUUUAAUGGCUAAAAGCAGCAGUAUUUUUCAGUAUUUAAGCAACAAGAAAAGUAUUAAAAAGAACUGCAUUAAACAAUCAUCUCAAGAUCAAGUUGUGUCCCAAAUGAAGCGGGAUCAGUCGUUGCUAUUUACGAUGGUCCCAGAAGAAGAUACUGAGAUUGCAAAUGCGAAUCCUGAAGGAUUCUUGCCCACGAACAAAAAACCUCGGCCGAAAUUUCUGAAUCUAAAAAGUAACAGCGUCGAUUUGGAAGCAAAAUCGGUUCCGAAACCAGUCACAACUCCGUACUUGGGUCAGACAAGUGUUUGUUCCACACCUCUGACAGAACUGCGGAAGUUUGUACACCAAAAUCCGCUCUCAAUUUGUCUGGAUCCUAUUGAAACUGAUCUAGUCGAUGAUAAAGAGACACCUAAUGAAGUGGCGUCAGUAACAUCGAACAAAUUAUCUAUCAAAUCGUCGAGUCAAGGCGAUUUAAGCAGUAUUAAAGUUGAAACUGAUAAUGAAGAUGACAAACCCAAAAAUAAUCACUGUAAAACAAUAACAGAUCCCACGUUUCCAGUAUUUAAUGCUGAUGGGACGGUGGUUUCAUCGUCUUUAUACAACCAAACUAUCAUAAACGACUUGGAGACGGCCAAAAACGAACUGUCGAAGAAUCAAUACAACAACAACAAAAGCGAACCGUUCAAAAACUUCGACAGUCUUCCAACAACCAUAGAGACGCCCAAAGAAGACGUUAUCAUUCGGGAGAAACCAGCCAAAACCAAUCAAGAAAAGCGAAAAUCGCUGACACUGCCACUGAAAUCGCUCAGCGAAGAUAAUACGGACAAACAGGCCUCGCCCUCGUUUACCGGUGGUCGAAAGUUUUCGGGAGGAGUGCAACUCACUCCACUCAUGUCCAGAUUAAGCAUGCUUGCCUUGGAAGAACGGUCUUCCGGCUUCGGCAGCCAGACCACUACACCCGGUGAUUUCAGGGGUGUCACGCCGACACAGCAGAACUUCCCGUUCCCGUACAAAAAGGCAAAAGACGCACGAAACGGUAAAUGUCAGAGCGACUGUGCGUUGCACAAGUGCGUGUUGUUCGUUUGCGGACAGCAGGACAUUGUGCUCACGAUGCUACUCAGAGAGGAAUGUUGUCAGUCGCCUGAAGUCAUCAAUAAAUUGUGGGAAAUAUGUACGGAAUAUCUCGGUAAGCUGGAGAAGCAGCUGCACUUGUGCAUGGAGUCGCAGCCAGGUGGCACGACUCACGACAGCGACCCUUACAGUUAUCUCAUGUUGGAUUCCGACUGGGAUACUGUACAUAGAGGCGGGCCUUGGGGAACUGACACAACUAUGCUCAACAGUAUUCACCGGGAUUUUACUGAAAUUCCCAACAUAACUGACAUGUUAAUCAGGGGGAACGACAGCGUGAUUUACGCAAAUCACUGCGGCCAAACGGAGGUUUACUAUCAUGAGACCGCGUCGGCCCAAGGCGGUUUGCCUCCGCCUUCGGAUCCCAUGGGUCAAGUGCAAUUGAAGGCAAGAAGAAGGCUGGAAAGAGACCAUGCCAUUGUAUUGUUGUGAACAAUUAAUUCAUGUUUUUUGUAUUCAUUUGUGAUGUUUGUGGUAUGGCUAAAGUUGAGACAAGGUUAUUUUAUAGUAUAUGGGUGUUACUAUUUAAAGAAACAGAUAAAAGCAUCCGUAUUUGCAUGUUAGUCAAAAACUAGAAUAUUAUUUAGAUUUAUCCUCCCUUUUUGCCAUACCAUUUCAUUGUGAUCAUGUGAACAUUCCAUGUAUACUGUAGAUAAGUGUAAAUUAUAUGAGUUUUAAACUGCAGAAUUAUAGGAAAGCAGUACUUCUGUAGUUUCAAAGCUUGUAGUAUAUUAAUGUAGGGUAACUGCGUCAUUCCGUGCCAAAAAGCUUAUUUAUUACAAAUCCGAUCUCAGUGUUUUACAAUUUAGUGUACUAAAAACGUAAUAAAUUAUCAUUUUGUGAA
This is a messenger RNA of Aethina tumida (small hive beetle), 2814 nucleotides long. RefSeq lists its product as uncharacterized. The coding region runs from base 120 to 2402 and encodes 760 amino acids. Gene Ontology annotation, biological process: vesicle-mediated transport. Lineage: Eukaryota; Metazoa; Arthropoda; Insecta; Coleoptera; Nitidulidae. The record is from RefSeq and is a predicted model, not a curated record. The transcript is spliced from 8 exons.